Zerene cesonia (dogface butterfly) is the source of this 3771-nucleotide messenger RNA. RefSeq names its product coatomer subunit alpha (gene alphaCOP). Gene Ontology annotation, molecular function: structural molecule activity; protein binding. The record is from RefSeq and is a predicted model, not a curated record. The transcript is spliced from 21 exons. Gene Ontology annotation, biological process: intra-Golgi vesicle-mediated transport; endoplasmic reticulum to Golgi vesicle-mediated transport; retrograde vesicle-mediated transport, Golgi to endoplasmic reticulum. Lineage: Eukaryota; Metazoa; Arthropoda; Insecta; Lepidoptera; Pieridae. Bases 117 to 3683 code for a protein of 1188 amino acids. Gene Ontology annotation, cellular component: COPI vesicle coat.
GUCACGUCAGCCGGUUUGACGUUAGAAGUAUCAUGAAAUCUGCCUGCGUAUUGUUAAAUUGUUUCAGCUGUGUUUAACUCUUAAUUAAUUGAAAUUACACAAAAAGCGUUUUCAAAAUGUUAACUAAAUUCGAAACGAAGUCAGCGCGGGUGAAAGGGAUAUCGUUUCACGCGAAACGACCAUGGGUUUUGGCUAGUUUACACAACGGUGUGAUUCAACUUUGGGAUUAUCGUAUGUGUACUUUAUUGGAGAAGUUUGAUGAACACGAUGGCCCUGUUCGUGGUAUCUGCUUCCACAUUCAACAGCCCUUGUUUGUAUCUGGUGGUGACGAUUAUAAAAUCAAGGUUUGGAAUUACAAGCAACGUAGAUGCCUCUUCACCCUUUUGGGACAUUUGGAUUAUAUACGCACAACAUUCUUCCAUCAUGAGUAUCCCUGGAUACUUAGCGCAUCAGACGAUCAGACAAUAAGAAUAUGGAAUUGGCAAUCACGCCAGUGCAUCAGUGUCCUCACCGGCCACAACCACUAUGUAAUGUGCGCUCAAUUCCACCCCACUGAAGACCUGCUGGUCUCCGCAUCUCUCGACCAGUCGGUGCGCGUGUGGGACUUCUCUGGCUUGAGGAAGAAGAGCGUGGCGCCCGGACCGAGCGGUCUGGCUGAGCAUUUGAGGAAUCCGCAAGCUACGGAUUUAUUCGGUCAGGCUGAUGCAGUUGUUAAGCACGUACUGGAAGGUCAUGACCGUGGCGUGAACUGGGCGUCGUUCCAUCCCACUCUGCCGCUCAUUGUGUCGGCCGCUGAUGAUCGGCAAGUGAAGUUAUGGAGGAUGAAUGAUGCUAAGGCAUGGGAAGUAGACACGUGUCGGGGGCAUUACAACAACGUGUCGUGUGCACUGUUCCACGCCCGGCACGAGCUGAUCCUGUCCAACAGCGAGGACAAGUCAAUCAGAGUGUGGGAUAUGACCAAACGGACUUGCCUGCAUACAUUUAGGAGGGAGCAUGAACGAUACUGGGUACUUUCAUCUCACCCCACACUCAACUUAUUCGCUGCGGGGCACGACGCAGGAAUGAUUCUGUUCAAACUGCAAAGGGAAAGACCGGCAUACGCUGUUCAUAAUAAUAUGCUGUUUUACAUUAAAGAUAGACAGUUACGUAAACUGGACAUGCAAGCAAACAAAGAUGCGCCUGUUAUGCAAAUUAAGGGAGGCGGUAGACAUCAACCAUACAGCAUGUCACUGAACCACGCGGAGUUCUGCGUGCUGGUGACGUGGCGCAUCGGCGACAACUGCACGUACGAGCUGUACGCGGCGCCGCGCGACGGCGGCGACGCGGGGGCGGAGCCCGCGCGCGGCCAGGCCGCCGCCGCCGUCUGGGUCGCGCGCAACCGCUUCGCCGCGCUCGACAGGAACAACCAGCUAGUAAUAAAGAACCUGAAGAACGAGGUGUCGAAGAAGAUAGCCACGCCCAACUGCGACGAGAUAUUGUACGCCGGCACGGGCAUGCUGCUGCUCCGCGAGCCGGACUGCGUGCAGCUACUCGACGUGCAACAGAAACGCACCAUCGCCAGCGUGAAAGUACCGAAAUGCCGCUACGCAAUAUGGAACGCGGAUAUGUCGCUGGUGGCUCUGCUGGGGAAGCACACUGUGACCAUUUGCACCAAGAAGUUGGAACAAUUGUGUUCCAUUACGGAAGGUGCGAGGGUCAAAUCGGGGGCCUUCGAUGAUUCCACACCGCAGCCAGUAUUCAUCUAUACGACGGCUAAUCAUAUUAAAUAUUGCUGCAAGGAUGGCGACUACGGCAUCAUCCGUACGCUGGACGUGCCGGUGUACGUGGUGCGCGUGCUGGCGGGCGAGGGCGCCGCGCGCGCCGUCUGCCUCGACCGCGACGCGCGCCCCAAGGUGCUCGCCAUCGACCCCACCGAGUACAGGUUCAAAUUGGCGUUAGUGACGCGCCAGUACGAUCAAGUGUUGCACAUGGUGCGCACGGCCAAGCUCGUCGGACAGAGUAUUAUUGCGUAUUUACAAGAGAAAGGUUACCCGGAAGUAGCUCUGCACUUCGUGAAAGACGCGCGAACUCGCCUCUCGCUCGCGCUGCAGUGCGGCAACAUCGAGGUGGCGCUGGAAGCGGCUAAGAGCAUCGACGAGCCGGACAGUUGGGACAAGUUGGCACAGGCCGCCUUGGCCACGGGAAACCAUCAGAUAGUAGAAAUGUGCUACCAACGAACAAAGAACUUCGACAAGCUUUCGUUCCUGUACCUGAUAACGGGCAAUCUGGAGAAGUUGCGUAAAAUGAUGAAAAUCGCUGAGAUACGGAAAGACGUGUCUGCGCAGUUCCAAGGCGCUCUGCUGCUUGGCGAUGUUACUGAGAGGAUACGGCUACUGAAGAAUUCUGGACAGCUCUCUUUAGCAUACCUAACAGCGAUCAACCACAAGCAGCUAGACGAAGCGGAACAGCUGAAGGCAGCGCUAGAAGCAGCUGGUUUGCCCGUCCCGGAGUCGAACCCGAGCGCGGUGUUCCUGCGGCCCCCCCUCCCGGUGCAGCGGGCGCAGAGUAAUUGGCCGCUAUUGGCUGUUUCUAAGAGUUUCUUCGAGGAAGAGAUAGAAGGAGAGCCAGGAGAAGUUGAAGACGCAUGUGAUGAUGGCGGCUGGGACGUGGGUGAUGAAGACCUCGACCUGCCUGAAGAACUAGCUCCAAUACCUGCUGAUAUAGAUGGAGGAGAGGACAGUUCUCAGUACUUUGUGGCGCCCACUCGCGGCGUUAGCGCGGCUCUGGGCGGGAAGUACAAAACUGCACACGAUUAUGUCACUACUGGACAGUUUGAGAUCGCUUUCAGGUUGCUAAACGAGCAAGUGGGCAUCGUGAACUUCGAGCCGUACACGGAGACGAUGGCGCAGAUGUUCGCGCACGCGCGCCUGCAGUUCGGCGCGCUGGCGACGCUGCCGCCGCUCGUGGCGCACCUGCACAGGAACUGGAAGGAGGCCAGCGGGAAGGAUCUGCUGCCUGUUAUUACUGCGAAGUUGAACGAUCUGGUAGCACAACUGCAGCAGUGCUACCAGCUGACGACGGGCGGCAAGUUUGCGGAGGCGAUAGAGCGGCUCCAGCGCGUGGUGCUGCUGGUGCCGCUGCUGCUGGUCGACUCCAAGCAGGAGCUGGCCGAGGCGCAGCAGCUGCUCGCGAUAUGCAGGGAGUAUCUGCUCGGCCUGCAGAUGGAGACUGCGAGGAAAGGCAUGCCCAAAAACACGUUAGAGGAACAGAAGCGCACGUGCGAAAUGGCGGCAUACUUCACGCACUGCAAACUGCAGCCCGUCCACCAAAUAUUAACCCUUCGGACCGCCCUCAACAUGUUCUUCAAGUUGAAAAACUUCAGAACGGCUGCGUCGUUCGCGAGGCGACUCCUAGAGUUGGGGCCUAGACCGGAAGUCGCACAGCAGGCUAGGAAAAUACUGCAAGCCUGCGAGAAGACACCGACAGACGAACACCAGCUGCUGUACGACGAACACAACCCGUUCAAUAUCUGCGGAAUUAGUUACAAACCCAUCUACAGAGGCAAGCCCGAGGAGAAGUGUCCGCUGUGCGGGGCCAGCUACGCGCCAGAGCACAAGGGGAAGCUGUGCCAGGUCUGCGGCGUCGCCGAGAUUGGGAAAGAUGCCUUAGGACUUAGGAUUUGUGCGUUGCAGUUUCAGAGAUAGGUGCCAGCUGGAUUGUAUUGACUAUGGAUGAUAUAUUAUGUGUAAGAUUUAUGUUAAAUAUAUUAAUUAUAUUAUAGUAUCAUUUUGA